Molecule: messenger RNA, 622 nt
Organism: Biomphalaria glabrata
Lineage: Eukaryota; Metazoa; Mollusca; Gastropoda; Planorbidae
Product: NADH dehydrogenase [ubiquinone] 1 beta subcomplex subunit 3-like
Exons: 2
Coding region: 87-389 (100 amino acids)
Biological process (GO): mitochondrial respiratory chain complex I assembly; electron transport chain
Cellular component (GO): mitochondrion
Source: RefSeq, a predicted model, not a curated record
UCGACGAAACAAUAUUUUAUUUCUCUCAGAGGUCAGUCAACAAACUGACAAUACAAACAAUCUCAUACUCUAUUUUCUCUGAAACAAUGGGUGGAGGUGGUGGACAUGCUCCUCAUGAGGUACCAGAUUGGAAGAUCUAUAAGGCAGAAGGAAUACCAGAACUAGAUCGCCUUCAGAAAAGAUUGGGAGCUUUAGGUUUAAAGGAUCCUUGGAUACGUAAUGAAGUUUGGCGUUUCCACCCAUCUGUUAAUGGAACAACCAGCUGGGGGAUCAUCGCUCUACGUAGAACUUUCCGAGGAUUUGGAAUAGCAGUUGCUGCAUUGGCUGUCACAAUAGCCUUCGACAAAUUAACAAACAAAGGCAAAACAGAUGACCAUGGUCACCAUUAAAGAAUCUUGAGACUUCAAUGAACUAUUUAACUAUGUCAAUGACUUGCUGAUGUGCAGAACAGUGAUUAUAGGAAAACAAAAAACAUUCAUUCUUUUGUACUAGUUGUGAGUGGCCUGCUAAGAUGAUUUGUGUUUCUAAAAUGUAUGCGACUAGAGUAUACUCCAUGAAAUGUAAAGUAUUUAUCAUUGGAUUACUUUCUAAAUUUGGUUAAGAUUAAAAAUGGUGUUUUUAA